UGUCGAGGCGUCGUGUCGUUAUCACCGGAAUUUACCAGUUGCCCAACGUCAGGUCAAAAGUGACUAUUUGUAAAAUCCAGCGCGUGGUGUUGAUUCAAGUUUUAUGAUUUUUUGAUAACACGCGAUACGUAGUAAGUUAGAGGAUGGCCAUGCUUUUAAGGACUAGACAGAAACGUGUUGCCUUAGCGCUUAGGGUAGUUUGUAUCUCGUUAGUGACCGUAACUUAUGUUAUAAUCGCAGUGGCGUCCAGGGGAAGGGUUGCCAGUACCUCUCGGAAUGACCUAGUGUCACCUUUGGCGAGCAGUCGUCAUCUCCUGGGGGCAGUUCGGAGGCAAAACGUCACCCCUAACUGCACCCCCGCAGCAAUAAACGAGUUUCCCCCAGAUGGAUUCACCAGACAGCAGCGGCAACACGGCUUCGUUGUUCUGCACGCUCUCCUGGCCUGCUACCUAUUCACCCUGCUGGCAAUUGUCUGCGACGACUACUUCGUUCCUGCGAUCAAGAAAUUCUGUGAUAAUCUGCACAUGAAGGAAGACAUAGCAGGCGCUACAUUCAUGGCGACGGCCAGCUCUAGUCCUGAAUUAUUUAUUAAUUGUGUGGGCACGUUCGUCACGGAAGGCGACCUGGGUGUGGGCACCGUCGUGGGGUCGGCAGUCUUCAACAUUUUAGCGGUGCCCGCUUGUUGCGGACUCUUCUCGAAUAUGGUUUUGGAGGUUGAGUGGUGGCCAAUCAGUCGCGACAGCACCAUGUACGGGAUCUCCGUGGUUCUGCUCAUUGUAGUCCUUCAGGACGGCAGGAUUUAUCUCUACGAAGCUUUAAUGCUGGUGUUAGCCUACUCGUUGUAUAUCCUGCUAAUGUGUUAUAAUAGCAAACUCAGUUCGGUGGCUCAUAGAUUACUUGCGAAAUUUCGAAGACGGAACUACUAUGUAGAGGUUAUGAGUGAAACUCAUCCUUUGCUUUUUCAGAGAAACGGCAAGUACAGCGGGGUGCAUGAAAUUCUUGAGACCGAACUCACCCUCAAAGACUGCGAGGACCUCGAGGAAUCCACGAAAAUUUGGGAAUGGCCAAGUGGUUGGAGCAGAAAAGGUCAGAUAUGGUGGGUCAUCACCUGGCCUAUAUCUUUCCUCUUGCAGAUAACAACUCCAGAUUGCAGGAAAUAUCCUAGAUUAUUCGUCAUCACUUUUGUUAUGUGCAUAUUUUGGAUAGGAACAACUUCUUACAUGGUAGCUUGGUUGAUUACUGUGAUAGGGGACACCUUGAACAUUCCCGACUCUGUCAUGGGUCUGACGUUCCUGGCAGCUGGAACCAGUGUUCCUGAAGCUGUAUCCAGCGUGAUCGUGGCUAGAUUAGGUCAUGGUACGAUGGGUCUUAGCAGUUCCAUCGGUUCCAACACCUUCGACAUCUUGCUGUGUCUUGGAGUUCCAUGGUUGAUCAAGGCGGCUUUUUAUCCCAAACAGGAGGGCAAUCAUUGGAUACAGAUUAAUUCGUCGGGUAUAAACUGUAGUGCAUUUGCUCUUCUAACUACUUUGCUGUUGUUAUACGUCAGCAUAGCUUUUAACAAAUUCAAGUUAGACUGGAAGGUCGGACUGGCGUGCCUGCUGAUGUACAUAGCCUUCUUGAUCUUUGCCUCUCUCAUCGAGCUGAACAUCUUCUUUCCGGUCAAUUUGCCCACGUGCGACAGAUGACAUUGAAGACUGAGUGUUUGUCUAUUAGUUAGUUGUAGGAAGCGCGCUGAAGCUGAAAACCAUUAGAGACCGCCUGAAAAACAAAAUUAUAAAAAUAUGGUAGUGCAGAAUUAGAAAAAUAGUAUCGAUUACGAAUCCGCUUUAAACUUUUUAAUGUAAGACUAGAGUUAUGUAGGUUAUGUAAGUAUUGUAAUUGACUGAUGAAUCAUAACAGGAACAGUUUUGUUUCUGACAUUUUUACUUUCGAAUAUAUGCUUUUUUAUUUUUAGUGUACUUUUUAAAAGUACUUGUAUUUUUAUAGUUGUUACACUUAUUGAGAAAAUAUACGUCUUU
Molecule: messenger RNA, 2018 nt
Organism: Anoplophora glabripennis (Asian longhorned beetle)
Lineage: Eukaryota; Metazoa; Arthropoda; Insecta; Coleoptera; Cerambycidae
Product: sodium/potassium/calcium exchanger 3-like
Exons: 9
Coding region: 144-1685 (513 amino acids)
Biological process (GO): calcium ion transmembrane transport; intracellular calcium ion homeostasis
Cellular component (GO): membrane
Molecular function (GO): calcium, potassium:sodium antiporter activity; calcium channel activity
Source: RefSeq, a predicted model, not a curated record